AUGGACGACAGUAUGGGCGAUGCUUUAUGUGAGGAGGUAGAGCAAACGUCAGCGCGUGGUAGAGCGUAUUCCAGCACUGGACUGCUGUCCAGAUUACCUUUCAUGAGGAUAUCUGCGGACCAUAAGACGUGUCUAGACCAGGACGACGACGACACAUUGCCUCCAGUGGCCGCCACCCUCUCCUCACUCCCUACAGUGUCGCAGCAGCAAAAGACCCGACGUCGACGAGGGUCCCUUAGAAAGGUAGCACUGCUAGGGCGCGGCGCACAGCGGGAGAAGCGGGACUCCAAACCAUUGACCAUCGACACCUCACAUAUCACUACGUUCGAAGCGGAAUCGGUUGGGACGUCGUUGGAUGCUACAACACUCUUGGAACGGGACGCCCUAGGUCUCAAGGCAUCUGAUCUCGCACAUCGCACGGUAUCGGCCGAUAUACCGCCACCGAGGUCGACGACCAACCAGUCCACGAUGGACGUCAUGGCCAGUAGAGCAAACGAAGAGCAACUCAGCCCAGGACGAAACUCUUAUAACUCGACGACUGACGAGGAGGAGCUACUGCAGAUUCCCCAUGACCAAAGCGCCAUACAUUCUACGUUAUCUGUGUCAUCUGGGUCGGACUCGUAUUACGCCAACCGGACAACAACUCCCCGCCGGAGAUCAUUUCAACAGACAAAAUCGCCUCUAUCCUAUAGUGGUAUGUCCACAACAGCGCUCCCUCCUCCUGACUCUGACUGGGACUACUCUGAGACUGAAUGGUGGGGAUGGGUUGUUCUUACUGUGACUUGGUUCGUCUUCGUCAUUGGCAUGGGAUCUUGUCUAGAUGUCUGGAAGUGGGCGUGGGACGUGGGCAAGACGCCUUAUGCGCCGCCAGAAUUCGAAGAUGACGAGACUCUACCUAUAGUCGGCUAUUAUCCAGCACUCAUUAUCUUAACAGGCGUCAUGGCUUGGGUUUGGGUUGUGGUGGCUUGGGUGGGUAUGAAAUACUUCCGACAUGCCAAAAUCAGCGGCGACUGA
Messenger RNA from Pochonia chlamydosporia 170, 1014 nucleotides. RefSeq lists its product as hypothetical. The coding region runs from base 1 to 1014 and encodes 337 amino acids. The transcript has a single exon. Lineage: Eukaryota; Fungi; Ascomycota; Sordariomycetes; Hypocreales; Clavicipitaceae. The record is from RefSeq and is a predicted model, not a curated record.